Messenger RNA from Aspergillus mulundensis, 792 nucleotides. It is a transcript of the gene med8, whose product is annotated as RNA polymerase II mediator complex subunit MED8. Gene Ontology annotation, molecular function: transcription coregulator activity; RNA polymerase II cis-regulatory region sequence-specific DNA binding. The transcript is spliced from 2 exons. Gene Ontology annotation, biological process: regulation of transcription by RNA polymerase II. The record is from RefSeq and is a predicted model, not a curated record. Gene Ontology annotation, cellular component: core mediator complex; mediator complex. NCBI's taxonomy places the organism in Eukaryota, Fungi, Ascomycota, Eurotiomycetes, Eurotiales, Aspergillaceae. The coding region runs from base 1 to 792 and encodes 263 amino acids.
AUGACAACCCCCUCCCCCGACCAAAUCAAAACCCUCGAGCAAUCCCGCCAACGCCUAAUCCAACUCACGCACUCCCUGGGCUCGCUAAUCACAAGUCUAAACCAAUCCGACCCGUUACCAUCAUGGCCCUCCCUCCAAACCCAAGCGAGCAUCAUCUCCAACAACCUCCAAAGCAUCUCCACGCACCUCUCCGAGAACCACGAGUUACUACGCAGCAUAUCCGCGCUUCCAGCGCCCGAGUUCCCUACAAAGACGCAUGGUAAUACACUCGAGCAGCUCCUGCGCACGAAGCUCGAUCCCCGGGUUGAAGAUUGGGUGAGUCGCGGGCGGAAAGCCGAUAAUGCAGCUGCGCAGAAUGCGGCGUCUUCGUCGGGUAGUGCGGGGAUGUUCUCUACGCUUCCGUCGGCUACGGCUGGUGGACUUGGUGCUGGUGUGACGGGGGCUGGAGCGGGCGGGCUCAGCGAGGGGGAUCUUGCGGCGUUGUGGGAGUGGGCGCCUGUUGAGGCGAAUGCGGAGGCGAGGAAGAGGUCUUGGGGAGGAAAUUUUACAUUGGAGGAGAGGGAGAGGGGGAUUGAGAGUGUUGUUGCGGAGUUGGGAUUAAGGAGGGUGUUGGAGGAUGAUGAGGAGAGUGAGGAAGAGGAAGAGGAGGACAUGGACCUUGAUUUCGGUGGGAAAGCGGAGGGUGCGGGCGAUAAUGCGGGUGCUGCGGCAGGGGAGCAGGUUUCACCUGUGGUGCCGAUGAAUGAUAUCCUACGGUACAUGACUACGGGUAUAUUGCCGGCGGUGCGGUAA